AUGGCUCCAGUAGAGAUCCACUCGUCUCCAAGCCUGAUACCCGCUGCGACCGCUUCGACUCACGUAUUCCUCAUGGGAUAUCUCUCCUUCGUUGCUGUAAGAACAAUAUAUCGAUCUUAUCUCGCUCUCACGCCUUCCUCUGCAACAAGGCAUCGUGAGCCACUACGGCGUGGUCACAUCCAGAUAUUCUCCGCCCUAGCACUUGCAAGCUUCGCGGUAGCAUUAUUCUCCGCAUUUACCUUUAGCAGCUUAUCGUAUCGUGUAUGGGCAGCCCAAAGAGGCGUAGAUCUUCCCGGGAGUCUGUUUGGAGAUAAAGGAGCAUUACGCGGAGGCGAACAUCCAGGGAGACUUCAUCUAAUCCGAUGGCUCAACGAUACUUCAUUCUAUCAAGAUGUACUUGAAAUUAUCUCAGAGAAGUACAGGUAUUUCUGGUGGGGCCAGCAAAUCAACCUUGGCCUAGUCCCCUGGAGCAUAUUCUUGGCCAUUGAGGGCAGAAGACGGAACAUCUCAAAUCUAUGGGCGUUCUUGGCCCUCUCCCAGCUGGCCAAUCUAUCAUACGCUCAGAAUCUCUUCUUUCUCGCCAUUCUACUUACUCCAGUUCCGCUUCCUGAAAAUGUCAGGGAUAUGACGAGAGAUUCUAUCCCGGCCACAUCAAGCAGAUACUCACAACUUGUGGGGAAGAUCAUUCCCACCAAACCCGAAGGAUUUGUUCCAAAGCCAGCGCCUUAUAUCGCACUUCUUCUCGCCAACUUCGCCUGCAUCUUUCUCAUUCCAUUCGCCUCAAAUACCACUUCGUUCAUGACUAUAUCUUAUCUUUCCCGGGCUCUACCAUUCUCAUUCUUAGCUCUACCAUAUAUAAUCCCGACAAGAUGGGGAUCUAUUCAUACCCAUCCACACUCCGCCCACAACACCUACACCACUCUCUUCCAAACCAUCUCCAUAUUUUCCACCAUCCUACACCUCAAAGCCACAGCGGUGGCUCUCUUCUCCAACGCCCCAGCAAGCUAUUCUUACCGGCAUAUUCUCCUCCAUCCCUUUGAAAAGGAACACCAUCCUGCGCUAGACCGCGCUUCUACGGCCGUAAGUCGCCUCCUGGGUGCCAUUGGCGAACACCCCGCAGUCAGUGCCGCUGGAUGGGAUGUUCUCCUCUCUGGCAUAAGCCUCGGAAUAUGGGCUGGCAUCCGUGGACUUGAUGUAAGGGAAAUGCUACGGUCAAGCGCACCCUCCAGGGCCUCUACGAAGAAAUUAAUCGAAGAUGCUGCUCCUACAGCUAUAUCUGUGAAAGAAGACGCAGGAGAAUUUAUAAAAGCAAUCGACCCUUCCAGAUCCCUUCGUCGUUCCGGCCGUGCUAAGAAAAAUAGUGCUUCGCCUGACGCUGAUGAAAGUAGCUCUUCCGCCUCCCGUCUAAGGCGACGGGGACAGUUGAUAGCGAAGGAGCUUCCUAAGAUACCUAGCAUCGAUGUUAAUGAUGCGCCAUACCACCCGAUAGAAGGCGAUCGGCUAGAGGAAGGAGAUGAAUGUGUAGAGGGAGACUGGGAGGCUGCUGCAUUAGCAUGGGGAAUUAUCUCGACUGGCGGCUUGGGGGUUGGCAGUGCUGGUGUAUACGGCGCAGAGGUUAGAGCGCGAUGA
This is a messenger RNA of Venustampulla echinocandica, 1629 nucleotides long. RefSeq lists its product as uncharacterized. Bases 1 to 1629 code for a protein of 542 amino acids. Lineage: Eukaryota; Fungi; Ascomycota; Leotiomycetes; Helotiales; Pleuroascaceae. The record is from RefSeq and is a predicted model, not a curated record. The transcript is spliced from 5 exons.